AUGUCGAACAACGAUAAAACUAAUGAAUCAUUUGAGAAAUCAAUCAAAAGACCUAUCCUACCAGAAACUAUUGCACUAAUUGGAGGGGGAUUGCAUUCUGGUGUUGUACUUGAUUUAAUCGACUGUAUCAAUGCAAAAGCGAAGCAAUUUUUAGUGGCAGGCUAUUAUGAUGACAAUGAAAAGAGUUCAAAUCUAACUAUACCAUACCUUGGCACUAUUGACGAUUUAAUCCAGCAGUACAAUAAUAGCGCAUCAACAAUACAGACUUCGUUGAUUAAUUGCAUUGGUGAUAAUGUUGCGCGAAAAAGAAUAGUUGAAAGAAUCUUGCAAACUACUUUUGGUUCGUCAACAGCUAAGUGGGCUACUCUAGUUCAUCCAUUCUCUAGUGUUUCUCAAUCUGCUAAUAUCUGUGAAGGAGCGGUUAUCUGCGCAGGCUCAGUAGUUGGUCCUCACGCUGUUGUAGGUUUGCAUAGUAUUAUCAAUACAUCGGCAUCUGUCGAUCAUGAUUGUAAGAUUGGCGAUUUUGCGCACAUUGCACCUGGUAGCCAUUUGUGUGGUUUAGUACACGUCGGAAAUUUAACUUUAGUAGGUGUUGGUUCUCAAAUCAUACCCAAAGUAUAUAUUGGCCAAGAAAGCAUUAUCGGAGCAGGCGCAACAGUACUCGCAAAUGUUGCUGACAAGACUACAGCUGUCGGUAUUGUGAAAUUAACGAAAACGAUAAAUGAGAACCUUGCAAAUCGACGGUUAGUUUGGAUUGCCCGUAAGCCAAUUAACUUUACUCGCAUAGAAUCUCUCUUGGCACGAUCGAUUCAGCAGAACCAUUUUGCAAAUUUUGGACCUUGUGUAGAGCAGCUAGAAGCUUUUUUGGGAAAAAUACUUGAUAUAAAUCCAACCAAAGCCGUCAUUCUAACGAAUAAUGGAAGUGCAGCUUUGCACGCUAUUAUUGGUGGCCUGCAGAUUUAUCAAAAGAAAAAGCUCAGAUUUGUAACUCAAGCAUUCACCUUCCCAACAUCAGCACAAUGCAAUCUAACCGGUACAGUCAUAGUAGACAUAGAUAACGAUCUUGGGUUGAACCUAGAUUUAGUUGAUAUUGAUGCUGUCGAUGGUAUUAUCGUCACAAAUGUGUUCGGUCACGUUGUUGAUAUAAAAAAAUAUACAGAAUGGGCCGCCAAAAAUAAUAAGUAUCUUAUUUUCGACAACGCCGCCACUUCGUUUACUUUUUAUGAAGGUAAGCCAGAAUAUUGCUUCCUCUGA
This is a messenger RNA of Rotaria socialis, 1254 nucleotides long. NCBI's taxonomy places the organism in Eukaryota, Metazoa, Rotifera, Eurotatoria, Philodinida, Philodinidae. The record is from the annotation of a GenBank genome assembly.